Asparagus officinalis (garden asparagus) is the source of this 723-nucleotide messenger RNA. Its product is annotated as protein RER1B-like. Gene Ontology annotation, biological process: retrograde vesicle-mediated transport, Golgi to endoplasmic reticulum; protein retention in ER lumen. Bases 74 to 412 code for a protein of 112 amino acids. The record is from RefSeq and is a predicted model, not a curated record. The transcript has 3 exons. Gene Ontology annotation, cellular component: Golgi membrane. NCBI's taxonomy places the organism in Eukaryota, Viridiplantae, Streptophyta, Magnoliopsida, Asparagales, Asparagaceae.
GCAGGGGUUUACUAUGUAGUUUGUAUGGCUUGGGAUCUACGUGCUGAAUCUCUUGAUUGGGUUCUUGUCGCCGAUGGUGGAUCCGGAGAUCGAGGCUUUGGAUGGGGCGUCGCUGCCGAUGAGGGGGUCUGAUGAGUUCAAGCCCUUCAUUCGCCGGCUGCCCGAGUUCAAGUUCUGGUACGCCAUAACAAAAGCCCUCUGUGUGGCAUUUUUUAUGACCUUCUUCUCGAUAUUUGAUGUUCCAGUUUUCUGGCCCAUACUACUUUUCUACUGGAUUGUUCUUUUUGUCUUGACCAUGAAGCGCCAGAUUCUACACAUGAUCAAGUACAAAUAUGUCCCAUUCAGCAUUGGGAAGCAGAGGUAUGGCAAGAAGAAGCCUUCAGCAUCAAGUAGUCGGUUAUCCAAAGAUUAACAGCUAGGUCGAGUUCCAAGCAUAAAAAGAUACCAGAAGCACGGAGAUGGGGGCAAGAAAGUAGUUGACAGAUUGGUGGAUGUGUUGUGGAUACCAUAAUAUGAAAAAUAUUCAUCAAAAUUUAUGUUAGGCCUGAUGAAAUGUAUGUCAACAGCUUUGUUGUGGGAGAGGUGACAUUCUCUGCAGAAGAUGAAAAUACACAAUACAUCAAAUGUGAAUUCUUUCACUUGCUGUUCCCUGUUGUGCUUUAUCACACCAGUUUAUGUAUAAAUUUUCUAUAAAAUUGAUGGCUAAACUAGAUUUAUGCUUUA